Portunus trituberculatus (swimming crab) is the source of this 997-nucleotide messenger RNA. RefSeq lists its product as uncharacterized. Lineage: Eukaryota; Metazoa; Arthropoda; Malacostraca; Decapoda; Portunidae. The record is from RefSeq and is a predicted model, not a curated record. Bases 212 to 997 code for a protein of 261 amino acids. The transcript is spliced from 3 exons.
GCGGGGACCCUCACGCGGUAGUCAGGCGUGCUAUUCACAGUUCCGGCGAAAUUUCGUACUUGGUCUUUUUUUCUGUGCCAGUGACGUGACAAGCCAGCAGUGCAGGUCCACACCACAGCACAGAGAAUAAUCAGUGCUGAAGGCGACUCCAUCCCCUUGAAGUCCUGACGGAGUGUGCUUGAGGAUGACCUUGCAAUGAGUGGGGAGGAGGAUGUGGUCUCCCUUGCCUGGUGAUGGAGGAACGGGGCAACCAUCUACCCCGGUCGUUCCAGCCUCGCUCGCCCCUCCACCCGGCUGUGAGCUUCAAGCUGCCUCCUCUUCCUCCUCCAAGCGCACGAUGGAUGACGCAAACACCAGUGGGGAUGACCUAACACCUGCCAGUAAGUUUUCUCGUCCUGAUACUCGUACCUGUGCUCAGGCGGGUGAUGUCUCACUGGCUGCUUGUGACCGCCUACCUACCCAGCCCUCCUGCCUUCCGCCUGUUGCACCACCUUUUGCGCCCAGAUCGGAGUAUAUGAAGCUGGAAUUUCCUAACAAUCCAGGUGUGGAUGUCAAGCUUCGUUGGUUGUCGGAAGUUACCCGUCACUUUUCCCUGGAUCGUGCCUUGGCGGAGGUGAAAAUGUCGGCAGUGACCUCUCGCUUUGUGUAUGUGUCGCGACGUCGGCAGGAUAUUGUGCAGAGUGUAGUGGCUGGUGAUUUUUUGGCACUGAAGCUACGAGUAGAAGACUCCCCUGAGAGGCCUCGCAAAUUCCCGAGUUACUUGUUCACUCGUUACCCUGUUGGAGUUGACUCGUCGUUCAGCCGGGAGUUGCCGGGUGUCUACAGUGCCCGCCGCUUCCGCCAAAAUGGACAGCCGCUCAACAGGAUUGUGGUGACGUGGUCUCAUGAGGAACCUCCCCGUCGUCUGUGGCGUUCAGUUUUCUGCCGUGUUUGCCACCAUGUGAGGUUCGACCAAUGGCUGCAGACCGUCCAAUGUGUUUUCGUUGCUGGGAGGUGA